Labeo rohita (rohu) is the source of this 1658-nucleotide messenger RNA. RefSeq names its product synaptosome associated protein 29 (gene snap29). NCBI's taxonomy places the organism in Eukaryota, Metazoa, Chordata, Actinopteri, Cypriniformes, Cyprinidae. The transcript has 6 exons. The coding region runs from base 90 to 884 and encodes 264 amino acids. Gene Ontology annotation, biological process: exocytosis; synaptic vesicle priming; synaptic vesicle fusion to presynaptic active zone membrane. The record is from RefSeq and is a predicted model, not a curated record. Gene Ontology annotation, cellular component: plasma membrane; SNARE complex. Gene Ontology annotation, molecular function: SNAP receptor activity; syntaxin binding.
GUCAUGAUGACACCACCGGAAGUCCUUUCGGCAUAAGCGUCAGCUGAUAGCAGGAGAAACACAUCGUCCGCAAGCGAUCAAAGCACAGGAUGUCUGCCUACCCCAAAUCCCACAAUCCUUUCGCCGAUGAUGAUGACGAAGAGGACCUGAAGCCUCAAAAAGGCUUCAACUUUGAUGACGAUCCGGAGGAGAGUUCCCUGAGCCCGGCGGAGAGACGGCAGCGACAGCUGCAGCAGGAAGUGAUGCGCACAGCGCAGUCGGCUGUGGACAGCAGCCACCGCUCGCUCGGACUCAUCUACGAAUCUGAGAAAAUCGGAUCCGAGACGGCGGAGGAGCUGAUUCGUCAGGGCGAGGCUUUGAAAAGGACAGAGAAGAUGAUUGACAACAUGGAGCAGGACAUGAGGACGAGCCAGAGGCAUAUAAACACCAUUAAGAGUGUGUGGGGUGGCAUGAUCAACUAUUUCAAAGGCAAACCUGAACCUCCCAAAGCAGCACAAAAAGACCAGCCCGUGUCCUACGAGGCCAACAGCAGGUUACAGAAUGCACUUGCGGAGAGCAAACAGCAGGAGGACAAAUAUCAAGCCAGCCAUCCCAACCUCAGGAAAAUGGACACAUCUGGAUUCGGAGCAUCUGCUUCGCUGGACAACGGGCCGUCCGAUCAGAACGGAUAUCCCAAGAACAAACAGCUACGGGACGCCCAUCAUCAGCUGGACAGAAACCUCGAUGAAAUGGCGUUGGGUUUGGGUCGUCUGAAGAAUCUGGGUCUGGGGCUGCAGUCCGAAAUCGACGACCAGGACGUUUCUCUGGACUCUUUGCUCAAUAAGGUCGACACAAUGGAUGGCAAGAUCAGCUCCACCAACCGGCAACUCAAAAACCUCAAAUAGACUCCCAGUGUGAUGUCAUUUCCUCAAGGUGUGGCCUAAGUGAUCCAAAACACCUGCUUAGAAACAUUUCUGGUUUGAUUUUCAGGGGAAGUGUGUGUUUGUGUGUAUGCGAAAAGGUUAGAAGAAACGUGAGGUGGUUUGAGAAGUUCAGCACACAUUUCAGUUCUGCCUUCAUUUAAUCGUCACUUAUUUGACCUGGAUUGUACAUAAGCUUUGAGCUAAAAAUGUCACACGUAAGAAAAGUCUGUUAGAGACUUUUCAGCGAGUGCUUUCCGAAUCACCAAAUACCAUGCACUCCUUAACUGAACACAACUGCAACAUGACCUAGUUUAGAAAAGUUAUUCCCAAGAGAAAUAUGUUUUUAUAAUGAUGUAUCCUUGUUUCCCAUGUGCUUUCAUUUCACAUUAAUGGAGUACUGUGUAUACAUGUUAUCAGAAAUAUACUGAGCUGCCUUAAAGUUCAUUGAUUUCAGAUGUUUUCUCAUUGCACUGUUGCAUUUCACCACAGUCUAUUUACAGUCACUGUUGUGAAUGCAACAUAGAAUAUCCACUAACCUGAGGGCAAAUUUAUGGUAUUUUUCUUUUGUUGUUUUCUGUUUUGGGUAUAUAUAAAGGUGGCUUUGUGUGGUAUACCAGACUGAAAACCUGUGAAUGUUUCACUAUUGUUUCUGAAUCUGUGAAUCAUUGUUCAAAUGUUGUACUCCUAUUAAAGCAAACAAUUUCUGUCUGCUAAAUGUGACAGGUGAACAUAAAUAAAAUAUGUUUUCACUGAGAA